Molecule: messenger RNA, 432 nt
Organism: Anopheles maculipalpis
Lineage: Eukaryota; Metazoa; Arthropoda; Insecta; Diptera; Culicidae
Product: general odorant-binding protein 72-like
Exons: 4
Coding region: 1-432 (143 amino acids)
Biological process (GO): sensory perception of smell; olfactory behavior
Cellular component (GO): extracellular region
Molecular function (GO): dibutyl phthalate binding; odorant binding
Source: RefSeq, a predicted model, not a curated record
AUGACUCUAUUUUACUGGUCCGUACUGCUGGUGGUUGGUGUAGUGCUAUUUGAUUGCUGUUCGAGUAAAGCUACAAUGGAUCAGAUGGCCAAAACGAGUGCUAUGAUGCGUACGGUUUGCAUGGGCAAAAAUAAGGCGAAUGAAGAUUUAAUCGAUGGUCUUGGACGGGGUGAAUUUGUCGAUAUAAAGGAACUUAAGUGCUACGCCAACUGUGUGCUAGAAAUGAUGCAAGCGAUGAAAAAGGGAAAGAUUGUGGCCGAUAGUGCGAUCAAGCAGAUUGAUUUGCUGAUUCCGACCGAAAUUGCCGUUCCGACCAUGAAAGCAUUUGAUGGCUGUCGUGACUCCGCAAAUGGCAUCAAAAAUCCCUGCGAUGCGGCUUAUGCUCUUCUGAAAUGUCUGCAUGCUAAAAAUCCAAAGUAUUUUUUUGCUUGA